This is a messenger RNA of Ficedula albicollis (Collared flycatcher), 2469 nucleotides long. It is a transcript of the gene KCNJ16, whose product is annotated as potassium voltage-gated channel subfamily J member 16. NCBI's taxonomy places the organism in Eukaryota, Metazoa, Chordata, Aves, Passeriformes, Muscicapidae. Bases 319 to 1575 code for a protein of 418 amino acids. Gene Ontology annotation, biological process: regulation of monoatomic ion transmembrane transport; potassium ion import across plasma membrane. Gene Ontology annotation, molecular function: inward rectifier potassium channel activity. Gene Ontology annotation, cellular component: plasma membrane. The record is from RefSeq and is a predicted model, not a curated record. The transcript is spliced from 3 exons.
CCAUCUCUGGGCCUGCAGGCACAGCUUCCACCUGCAUCCCUUUGAUCACCUGCUGAAUAAGUUGUACUAAGCAAGGGGUCAUGCAUGGGCAAAAGAUGAGAGUUGCUACAGCACACAAGAGGAAAAAAUAAUUCAUUUAACCCACACUCCACCAGCUCUGCCAACCUGUCAGUCCAGCCAUGCAAGAAGAGAGGGAGAGAGACAGAGCAAAAGAAAUGAGGGGGUGAAGCAGAGAUUCUUGCAAAGCUCAGCGGGACAUUAAGAUUUCCAAUGAAGAAAGAAAACAACCCCUGGGACCUUGUGUGAGCCGAGGCAGAGAUGAGGAAGAUGAGCGACCAAAGCGGCAGCUACAGGCCCGUCAAUAUCCAGGGAAACAAGGUCAGCUACCGGGAGAGCCCGGAAAAGGAGGCGAAAAGGCUGCAGAGGAGAUUUCUGCACAAGGAUGGCAGCUGCAACGUCUACUUCAAGCACAUCUUCGGCGAGUGGGAGAGCUACGUGGCGGACAUUUUCACCACGCUGGUGGACAUCAAGUGGCGCCACAUGUUUGUGAUUUUCUCGCUGUCCUACGUGCUGUCGUGGCUGCUGUUCGGCCUGGCCUUCUGGCUGAUCGCCGUCCAGCACGGGGACGUGUUCGGCGACGAGGAGCUGACCCCGUGCGUGGCCAACGUGCACAGCUUCACGGGAGCCUUCCUGUUCUCCCUGGAGACGCAGACCACCAUCGGCUACGGCUACCGCUGCGUCACCGAGGAGUGCUCGCUGGCCAUCCUCGCCGUCAUCCUGCAGUCGGUGCUGAGCUGCGUCAUCGACACCUUCAUCAUCGGCGCGGCCUUGGCCAAGAUGGCCACGGCCAGGAAGAGGGCCCAGACCAUCCGUUUCAGCUACCACGCCGUGGUGGGGCUGAGGGACGGCAAGUUCUGCCUGAUGUGGCGCAUCGGCGACUUCCGGCCCAACCACAUGGUGGAGGGCUCGGUGCGCGCGCAGCUGCUGCGCUACCGGCAGGACAGGGAGGGCAGGAUGGCCAUGGAGUACCGCGACCUCAAGCUGCUCAACGACCAGAUCAUCCUGGUCACGCCCGUCACCGUGGUCCACGAGAUCGACGGCGACAGCCCCUUGUACGGCCUGGACCGCAGAGCUCUGGCCAAGGACAACUUUGAGAUCUUGGUGACGUUCGUCUACACGGGCGACUCCACCGGCACCUCCCACCAGUCGCGGAGCUCCUACGUGCCCAGGGAGAUCCUGUGGGGCCACAGGUUCAACGACGUGCUGCACGUCAAGAAGAAGCACUACAAGGUGGACUGCCUGCAGUUCGAGGAGACCACGGAGGUGUACGCGCCGCACUGCAGCGCCAUGCAGCUGGACACCAAGGAGCACCAGUGCAGCCGCGCCGGGAAGGCGCGCCAGGAGCGGCAGGAGGAGGCAGCCCUGGAAAUCAAGCCCAGCCAAAAGUCCUUCAGCGCUGUCGCCCUGGUCACCAGCUGUGAGGAUCCUGAAGCUGCCAGCCAGCCUCCCGAAGAGGUUUCCUACAGGAGGGCAGCUGUGACCUUGAGCAGGAUCUCCAUAGAGUCCCAAAUCUGACUUUCCCUGCUGCUAAAACCCCUCCCAGCACAUUCUCCCCCCGUAGCUCCUCAAAUACAAACAGUGAACUUGUGCGCAGCAGUAUUUAUGUCCCAGACCUCGCUGACAGCGUGCCCACCCCGUCACACCCUGUCAGUCACACCCUGUCACACCCUGUCACACCCUGUCACACAGUGUCACACCCUGCUGUGGGCACAAGGCCGCAGCUUCCACCUGGGAUGCCCAGAGAGCCCCUGCCCUUGAGCAAGCCCAGUGUGACUUUCCUUCCCCUGCAGGAACCAGGGCUGGCCGUGCCCAGGGACACAGAAUGACCCCGGCUGGGCACACAAACCGUGCCCUGUGCCCUCUGGGGACGGGUUCAGAGCUGCCCCACUGGUUUGGAAAGCCCAUUCCCAGUCCCUCCCAGUCCCAACAAGUGGUUCCUCAUCCCAGAGCUCCUCUGGGGAGCCAUGGGGCUGUUCUUUGUAAGACAAAGGAAUAACUGACCCUGGGUGGUUUUGGGCACCUGUUCACACCUGUGGGAUCCACAGUGGGAUCCUGGAGAGCUUUCAUCCCCUAAUCAUGAGCCAUUCCCUGGGGUGCCACUCCCUCAGCAGCUGGAGGGAUGCAGGAGGUUUAAAAAAAAAAAUCAAAACAACACCUCCGGUUUUAAAUCAGCAAAAUCAGGUUGAGCCUUGAGGAGGAGAUCAUGUCUGGUGUGAGCUGUGCAAUAUUUUAUAUCAAAUCCUCUUUAAUUUCAUUUCAUUUCAUUUCAUUUCAUUUCGCUUUUCUUUUUAGCGGGUUGCGCUUCCUUGCAAAGACAAAGAUCAAUCUGGAGAACAAACAGGGUGAUUUUGUCAAAGUGAAAAAUGCUUGUCUCAGAUGGCUGUGUAAAAAUGAUCCUUCACAGAGAAA